AUGUAUCUACCUUCCAGCGCUUACCUCUCUUUCCAAUCCAUUCUUAUUUUCAUAUCCAAACCACCUUUCGGUUCGGUCACCAACAUCGCAGUCCUGAUGUCAUCCAACCCUAACGAGCUUGGCCGCAUCAACAAAGACGUCCUUAUUCCUGUAGUUCGAAUCGGAGCUGGAGUCGGGGGAUUUCAGAGUUGGGACGAUGAUGAUGUGAAUGAUCGCUUCUCUCUGCAGCUGAGGAGGAGUCGAUUUCAUCCUAAGGUGAGACUCCAGUUCCAAGUUCCUGAGGAGGACGAAAAGUUCAAGGAACUCCUUGAUAAAGAUUUAGAUAUCACGUUGGCUGGGGUUCAUAAGGAGAAGAAAUUGUCUUUCAUCAAAGCAUGGGAGGAAAAUAAAAAGUCAAAGGUGAGUAGGUAG
Lactuca virosa is the source of this 411-nucleotide messenger RNA. Lineage: Eukaryota; Viridiplantae; Streptophyta; Magnoliopsida; Asterales; Asteraceae. The record is from the annotation of a GenBank genome assembly.